Molecule: messenger RNA, 552 nt
Organism: Helobdella robusta
Lineage: Eukaryota; Metazoa; Annelida; Clitellata; Rhynchobdellida; Glossiphoniidae
Exons: 5
Coding region: 1-552 (183 amino acids)
Source: RefSeq, a predicted model, not a curated record
AUGAAAUCUACUACUGUGCUCUUGACCUUCCCGGAUUCAUACGUUAUUAAAUGGUAUAGUUUUUUCAACCAAGAAUUGCAUGUUAACGUACUGUGCUGCUACGAAAUCUCAGCACAGACUGGACGCAUUGCUUGCCCUAUUUCUGAAAAGGUCACAAACCCUGUCAACGUGGUGAUGCCCCAGAAAGAUUUGCUUGAUGCCAACCUGAGUGACCUCGUGAGGAAAUCAAAUCACAGCAAAGAAACAGCUUCAUGUCGAUUCGAAAGUGGCUGGCAAGGGGUUUGGAGUUCAGACAUGAACAGCAACGAAAAGAUAAUCAUCAGCAACAACAUCAUCAGCAACAACAUCAACAGCAACAACUUCAUGAACAGCAACAAAAACAUCAGUAUCAGAGGUUUCUGCUAUCAACGAUACCAGCAAUAUUAUCUCAUUGAAAACAGAAUCUUUCUAGCAGUUGGCCAAGCAGCUGGCCCACCUGUUGGCCCAGCAAUGGGCCUAACAAUUGACCCAACAGUUGACUCAGCAAAAAAUUCUACCACUUUGGUAUUGUGA